This is a messenger RNA of Medicago truncatula (barrel medic), 918 nucleotides long. RefSeq lists its product as uncharacterized. The record is from RefSeq and is a predicted model, not a curated record. NCBI's taxonomy places the organism in Eukaryota, Viridiplantae, Streptophyta, Magnoliopsida, Fabales, Fabaceae. The transcript has a single exon. Bases 1 to 918 code for a protein of 305 amino acids.
AUGCUGCAUGAGUCAGAGAGGCGGGGUACUCCCUUUGGUGGCGAUAACUCUGCAGGGAGUGAGAUUCGUGACUUCUCUAGUUUUGUGCUUAGUAUGGGCCUUCUAGAUUUUCCUCUCCUUGGUAGGCGCUUUACCUGGUGUCAACCAAAUGGGGGUGUUAUGAGUAGGUUGGAUCGCUUUCUCCUUUCGGAUGGUUGGUGGGACCUCUGGGGGGAGGCAACUCAGUGGGCGCUUCCUAGAGAUGUCUCAGACCAUAGCCCGGUGGUGCUGAGAUAUUCCUCUCAAAGUUGGGGUCCGAAGCCUUUUAGGUUCAACAACUUCUGGUUAUCUCAUCGUGAUUUUGGGGAGGUCGUCCAACGUAGUUGGAAUCGCUCGAGGCCACCAGAAUGGAUGGCGGUUAGGCUCUCGACGAAGCUGAAAACCCUCAAAGGUGACCUUAAAUAUUGGCACUCUCAGGCUUUUGGUAGAUUGGAGGGUCGAAUUGAGGAGCUGGUGGAGGCCCUUAAUCUCCUUGAGCUUAGGGUGGAAAGGAGCCCUUUGUCUUCUGCCGACUCUGAAGCCAAGUUCAAGGGGUUCCAUGACCUGUGGGCGCUCCUUAGAGCUAGAGAGUCUCAGCUCUUCCAGCAGUCGUGUUCGAGGUGGUUGCGGGAAGGGGAUGCCAACUCGGCGUACUUUCACUCCAAUAUCAAUUUGAGGAGGCGUAGAAACUCCAUUCUGGCGCUUAGGGUGGGGAGUAGGUGGGUGGAGAGUGUCUCGGAGGUUCGUGCGGAGAUUGUGGACUAUUUUAGAAAUCAUUUCUCUGAGGCCUUGAUGGACCGGUCUACUCUUGAUGGGGUGGCAUUUGCUAGUAUCUCUGAGGACGAUGGGGUGGUAUGGUUGUCCCUUUGUGUGAGGAGGAGAUUAGGAGGGUUGUCUUAG